GAAAAUUGAAACGUGAAAUCACAUCAAACUAACCCUAGAUUUUCUCGGUGACGAACAGAUAUUUGGAAAUUUGACCCUUUGAACAAAAAUGGAGAAACAAAAUUCUGAUUUUUGAAAUCAAAGAAUAGAUGGAUUUGGGCUUGAUGGUUUCACACAGUUGCCCUCAUGGAUUGGGGGCUGUUUUCAAUCCUGAACAUCCGUCCACCAGGCUGCCGAAGGAGUUGCACCGUUUUCUCCAAUAUCGCAGUCCAAAUCAAGACCUUGUAAAUUCUAAGUCCUUCAGUUUAUGCCCGCAGCAGAAGGAUGAAUUGAAAUUAUCAGGUGGACUAUUGGACUGUAACGACUCAGCCUUGAAAAACUCUAUAAGGUCAACACUCAUUGAUGUUCAAGAUGUUCAUCCAGAGUCACUACUCUUGGGCUUCGGAAUUGCUGAACAAUGCACAAGACAUGAGAAAAUAUUGGAGUUACUUGCAUCGGGGUCAAUUGAAGUAGAGAAUGGUUUACUAGAUCUGUCCAUGCUCUAUGAUAUGAUGGGGCCUCGAAACCUCAUAACUGAUUCAGCUCAGCAACCAUUGACAUCUUGUGGUGAACGGUGUCUUUGUGCUGCUGAGUCUCUUGUUUACCCAUCAAGAGAACUGUACAUGAAGGAACCAGUAUUGAAUGUAGUUGGAGACAGGAGCAGUUGUAGAGAGCAUACAUUGCAGCAUAUGGGGGAGGAUAUGACUCAUGUGGUUCCUGUCAUUUCUCACCUUCAUUUCUCGAAGAACACAGUUACGUCUAGACGAAGAGCAAUGCUGGUCCCUUAUUUUGAAUGGCGGAGAAGAGGGCGUUCUAAUAUGGAUCCAUCAAAGCUUGCAACAGAGAAAGUUGAACCGCUCAAUAGUCAUGUAAAAGAGAAGGUGAAGACCUCACAGAAGAGAAAGGCAAGUCCCAAAACGAUGAAGGAGAGAGACAUCUCAUGCAACAGCUACCUUUACGCGUGUGAAAGUCUGCUCUCCAUAAUUGUCAACAGGAAGCAGCAGGGCAGGAAUGAAAUCGCCUCGUUGAAGAAAUCUGGUCCUCAGCUCAAUGAUCUUCUGACCGGUUUUUCUGCCAGCAUUGCUGGAACUGGUGUUGCUGUUGUCCUAGGUGUUGUCUGCAGAGUUUUGUGCAACCAGGUGCCAUUCUGCACGUCAAAACUUUUGAGCACCGGAUUCGGUUUAGGGCUGGUUUGGCUUUCUUCAGCUGUGAAUAGAUUAAGGAACACGGUUAUCUCUAUCAGCAAAUCUUCUGGGAAGUUGGGUGCUCACGAAGAGGAAAUGAUGGAUCGACUGGAUAGAAAUUUGAAGGAUGUUUGGUUCCGAGUAGCUGCAGUGAUGACGGUUGCAGUGCUGCAGUUGGCCUGAUCAGGAAAGGCUCUGUAUAUUGCUUUGAUGGACUUAUGCGUGUACUAAUAGCUUGAACUUGAAUUGGUUGACAAUAUAUAUCGAGAAACGCUAGCCUUUCCUUGUGUA
Messenger RNA from Salvia splendens (bonfire salvia), 1493 nucleotides. RefSeq lists its product as uncharacterized. The transcript is spliced from 5 exons. The record is from RefSeq and is a predicted model, not a curated record. NCBI's taxonomy places the organism in Eukaryota, Viridiplantae, Streptophyta, Magnoliopsida, Lamiales, Lamiaceae. Bases 129 to 1385 code for a protein of 418 amino acids.